UUGCGGACAUGAUUUUGUUAUCAUGUUUUGCUAAUUCAUUUUCAAAGGCCCCAUCUACAUGAAUGCUUGAACAUGACAAAACAUAAAACAUAAAAAUGAAACAAAUUAGCAAAACUAAUAAAACCGAUACAAUCCGCCAAGGUUAGCGAUUAAAAAUACGACCUUUGCUGGCAACAUUGCUUUCCCGUGGUUUCAACUUGACGCACACAAUAAUGCACUCUCUCUAGCAAAACCAACACACGCGUGCACACACAAAUUUCGCUCUCUCCCGCACACAUUGAGAGAGAGAGAGAGUGGGAAAUCUGUCAAUACACAACUACGGUCACGCAACCGGCGAGCGGUCUCCUCUUGAUUGGCUGUAGUCGUCGAGACCGCGGCGCUCGCUAGCUAGGAACGAAAACUGGUUCUGUGCUUUGUGCGUUUUGGGCACUUUUUGCCGAUUUCUCUGACUGUGUUGUGCGACGGAAGUUUGUUAAAAAUUGCAUUCGUCUUUUGAAGCAGUUCCCGUUCGAUUCCCCCUUAUUUGCCAUUCUGAAUCGUGGCAAAUAUACACGUAGUUCCUAGUGAAGUGGUAUUGUGGUGUUCAACCGAUUACAAAGCUCGUGGCCGCAAGUGGUGGCAUUACGUAGGUGGAAACUAUCGUUUAUAUUCCCUUAGGAGCCAAGCGUCCGAAUUAGCUAGCGGAACGAAAAGAGCCAACCCGAAAACAAGAUGGGGCUGAAGGAAUGCACGAUUGAGUUGGAUAAUCCGUACAAUACGUACUACGCCGGCCAGACGGUGAACGGCAGAGUGACGUUCACGUUUGAUUCUGCAAAGAAAAUACGAGGCAUUGUAAUCAAGUUUGCCGGUGAAGCAGAAACCAAAUGGAGCGAAACGGAAACGAAGACCGAUACGAACGGCAAACAGUACGAAUCGACGACGAAUCUAACUGGCCAGGAGGAAUACUUCCAGAUACAAUACUACCUGCUCGGUGGCAAGAAUGCAGCCGAAUCUCAAUUAGCAGCCGGGCAGCACACCUACCCAUUCACCUGUGCCCUGCCACCAACUCUACCGUCGUCGUUCGAAGGCGAAUGGGGCUUCGUGCGCUACACGGUCAAGGUGACGCUCGAUCGCCCCUGGAAGUUUGACCAGGACGUGAAGAUGGCAUUCACCGUCAUUUCACCCGUCGAUCUGAACUUGAAUCCACGCGUUAAAGACCCAUUCAAGCUGGAGCUGGAGAAAACGUUCUGCUGCUUCUGCUGUGCUUCCGGACCGCUGAGCGUGAUCGUUCACGUACCGGUGACUGGAUUCGUUUCCGGGCAAUCCGUCCCGGUGACGGUCGAGUGUGACAAUGCGAGCAAUGUUGGGGUGGACAAGAUCACGAUCAACUUACGCAAGCUGCUUGCCUUCCACGUCCACACACCGAGGCGUGAAACGAAGCGAAAGAAGGAGCUGGUCACCAGCAUUUCGAUGGGUCCGAUCGAGGCGGGCAACAGCCAAACGUGGCAACAAUUCCUAAUGAUACCACCGCUGCCACCAUCGAAUCUGGUCAACUGUGGUAUCAUUGAUGUUGAUUACGAUAUCAAAGUGAUUGCCGAAGCGUCGGGCAUGCAUGCCAAUCUGGACGGUAAUAUACCGAUCGUGCUCGGUACGGUACCGUUGGAAUCGUUCCAACCGCCACCACCGUACACGGACAAUCCUCCAAUACAAGCCGGCGACAUCAUUGCGACCGAGACCGAUCCUUCCAUGCUACCGACACAACCGGUCAGUCCAGCCAGUCCACCCAGCAACGGGGCUGGCGGUGCGCUCGGUUGGAACAUUGGCGACAACAAGGCUUAUCCUAACAUACCUCCACCGACGUUCGCUGAAACUGCGUACAAAGCACCGACCAUUUCCGGCAAAAAUGACUCCGAAUUUACGCGCAUCGUUGGCGGAGCGGAAUAUGCUCCCCGGUAUCCGACGUACGCAUUUUCACCAUCUGCACCACCGCCACCACCAAACUAUUGAUAAGGUAUCGUGCACGAAUCGGAUUAACGGUGGUAACACUCUUUUACUCUCAUCCUCGAAUAGUUAUUGUACUCGUGUGUACCAACUACACAGACGUUAAUCAUACACAAUUGAUCAAUUUCAGUGUCGAGUGCAAAAUUCUAACGAUACUCUUUUCACUGUCAGUACACACACUGCACACGGCGUUGGAUUCAAUGGCCACAUAAUAAAUAUGGUCAUCGCCGUAAAAAGCAAACGAAUUAACGAAUAUUGUCAUGGACGCACAACGAAGAUAAAAAAAAAACACGAAUGCGCUCUUUGAUUGCUGCUUGGUACACAGUUCUGUACCAUCGUUUUCAUUAUUUACACAUCUAUUCUAUCUCUUUAAUCUUACGCUUCGCUUCGUCGUCCACAUUGCGGUAAACUAUGCGUAGUUAAUCGUAGGUGGAAUUAUAAUUAUUGUUGUAAACACUCUAUGCUUGUUGCGUACGUUUCUUUUUUUGCUUACGGCCGACGGACCGUAAAAUGCAAAAUUUAGUAGUAGUCAUUGAAACAAAAAAAAAACAAACAAAAAAUACCCACUGUAUGUCAGGUGCAUUAGCUUAAGUAACGUUUCUGUGCUACGAGUAUGGCAUCCUAUUGCGAAUGUUUUUCGUUUGAUUCAAUAAUAGUAUUCUACAAAACCUCAAACCUAAAUGUAAGGAAAUCCGACAUCACACCAGCUAUGUGUUUAAGUCAUGAUGAAGCUUCAUUAUGUAGCGUCCAACGUGCUCUUGAUCAUUUAUGAAAGGUUCCAUCCAGCAUGCAUCCAUCGAUGAAGAAGUUUUUGGCUUGGUUCAUACACUUGGAUAUAUACACACAGACAAACAAAUAGUUGUAUUAGAACGAAGAUGCCAAAAUGAGAAGGAAAUCUACACAGUGCAUUACUCAAGAUAUGAUGUCAGUAUGCAAUACCGACCUAUAUUGUAACAGAAAGGAGAGAAAAGGGAAAAAAGCAGACCGUUUUGCAGUAACAGUGCCUACAAGUUUUAUAAUAGUUAUGUGUGUUUUGUACGCACAGGGAAAAACAAGUAUGAACAAAUAACCUCAAAUGAAAUGAAACAGGAGACUAGUACGAAAACGGUGAUACUAAAACCGCCACAGGAAGAAAGCACUAUAAUGCACUACAACUCCGAAACGGGCUGUCAGUGUUCGAACUCAUGGGGGGUCGUUAGUUUCGUGGCUUUAUUUGACGAGUGAAAUAUCUAUCUUCCAUACAACUUUUAAUAACAAACCAACCAGUAAAAUGUAAAAAAGGCAAAACGACUAGCUAUGUAUAAAAUAUAUUGAAGCUAUUUGUUUCACUAAGGCACACUCAAAGCUUGUGGCAGUGAAUGGAAAACAUCUGCAUACUUGGUGGCCGCAGCCAUGAGAUUCGAUAGUUUUCAAUUCUUUGAGAUAAAACAUAAACAACACAUUACCGAACGGUUGGAACACAACAUAAAAUCUUAUACAGAAAACAACUAUGUAACGAUUUAUGCAAUGAGUAAUAAAACGAAAAACAAACAAA
Messenger RNA from Anopheles funestus (African malaria mosquito), 3514 nucleotides. RefSeq names its product arrestin domain-containing protein 3-like. Gene Ontology annotation, cellular component: cytoplasm. The record is from RefSeq and is a predicted model, not a curated record. The transcript has 3 exons. Bases 712 to 1986 code for a protein of 424 amino acids. Gene Ontology annotation, biological process: protein transport. Lineage: Eukaryota; Metazoa; Arthropoda; Insecta; Diptera; Culicidae.